AUGGGGUUGACAUUCACGAAGUUGUUCAGCUGGCUUUUUGCCAAGAAGGAGAUGCGGAUUGUGAUGGUUGGUCUCGAUGCAGCUGGUAAGACCACCAUCUUGUACAAGCUCAAGCUUGGAAAGAUAGUCACUACCAUUCCCACCAUUGGUUUCAAUGUGGAAACUAUUGAGUACAAGAACAUCAGCUUCACCGUUUGGGAUGUUGGAGGCUAUGAGGCUCAGAGUCGGGAUGAUGACAGUCUUUUCCAUGUUGAUUUUGGUUUUAUUCUCGGUCGAGACCCUAAGCCCUUUCCACCAACUAUGAAACUUUGCAAAGAAAUGGUUGAAGCUAUGGGCAGAGCAGAAAGGUAUUUGACAUAA
Molecule: messenger RNA, 360 nt
Organism: Fraxinus pennsylvanica
Lineage: Eukaryota; Viridiplantae; Streptophyta; Magnoliopsida; Lamiales; Oleaceae
Source: the annotation of a GenBank genome assembly